Messenger RNA from Hypanus sabinus (Atlantic stingray), 2055 nucleotides. Its product is annotated as olfactomedin-4-like. The transcript is spliced from 4 exons. Lineage: Eukaryota; Metazoa; Chordata; Chondrichthyes; Myliobatiformes; Dasyatidae. The record is from RefSeq and is a predicted model, not a curated record. Gene Ontology annotation, biological process: signal transduction. Bases 277 to 1428 code for a protein of 383 amino acids.
CUGGAGUCCUAGAGACUGAGCACUGGAACUUCUAGUUGAGAGUUCUCGUCGGAGCAACAAGGAGCUCACAGAAGACCCUCGGAGGGCAAUUUAGAGCUUAUCGCUUAUAUUACUACAGUUGCACCUUGUACCAGAGUACAGCCUAGUUGCUGCUGGCUGGGUGUCGGGGCUAGAUCCCCUUUCCAGUUAGGUGUAGAUCCCAGGGUUCUCAUACCCUAAGCAUUAAAUAAAACUACUCUACUGGUACAACAAUAUGCACAGAUUAUCUCAGUCCACAUGGUGAAGCUGCGGAAUCUGACCCAGCGAGUGGAGAGAAUCGAGACAGGAGGUUCCUACACCCAGCUCGACUUUGAGCUGCUCAAGCUGGAGAUCCAAGAGCUGGUGUCACUCACCAAUCAACUGAAGCUCACGAUCAAUGGAAGCAACACCAUCAUCGACCAGCUUUACAUGGAGAUUCAGAACAUGUCAAUCAUCGUGCACCAACUGGAAUCAUAUGACAAGAACAACGUCCUGCAGAUCCGCAAGGAGAUUACAGCACUGAAGGAGCGACUGGCAGAGUGCGAGAAGAACCAGGUUCCAACAACCCCUCCAUCGAUUGAUUACGGGAGCUGCAAUCAUGGUGGCAUACUCAAUGUGACCGAGCCUUUCGUGACACAGCUGAACUGGCUGGGAUUUAGUUAUAAAUUUGGAGGGUGGGGCAAAGACCCCAGUCCCCUUCCCUCUGAAAAGCAGCUGUACUGGGUAGCACCACUCGUCAAUGAACAAAGGCUCGACACGUUUCGGGUCUACUCUUCGUACGACGAUUUACUGCUCUACAAGAAUCCAAUUGAGAAAACACUGGUGAUUCCAGGACGUUACCCAAACUAUGGAAACACAGGUCAGGGAAGCGGGAUGGUCUUAUACAAUAACACUUUGUAUUAUAACUGUUACAAUACUAGGGACAUGUGCAGGGUUAAUGUAGACACAGGGACUGUGCAGAGAGUGACCCUGGCUGAUGCUGUCUACAAUAAUAGGUUCUCAUAUCAGGGUGUUAAAUUCCAGGACAUGGACUUUGCCGUUGACGAAACUGGCCUGUGGGUCAUUUACUCCACCGAUGAAAAUGCCGGGAACAUGGUUAUCGGUAAAAUUAACACAACAUCCUUCACUGUGGAGAGGACAUGGGUCACGAGACAGUUCAAACCUGGUGUGACCAAUGCCUUUAUGGUCUGUGGGGUGUUGUAUGCGAUUAGACCAGUGAGCACACGGGUGGAGGAAAUUUUCUAUACAUUUGAUACCAGAACUGGUGAGGAAGGUACACUUGCUAUAAAGAUGGAUAAAGUGAUGGAGAUUUUACAGAGUGUCAGCUACAACCCCUCUGAUCACAAGCUGUAUGUCUACAAUGAUGGCUAUCAGGUGACUUAUGAUGUGAUAUUCAAACCUGAUCAAUAAUCAGGUACCACUCGAUCACUGUAACCAUGAGCAAAGUGAUCAGCAAAGGCUGGAAAUCAUUGGGAAAUCAGGGUCUGGAUUUGAAUUUCUGUAGCUGAAUAUCAAUUUAUAUUUCACCUCCAAGUUAAUGUUAAAGUUAAAACAGCAAAACCAUGCUGCUGAAAACAAAUCACUCAAUUGCAAGUUUGGAUCAAUUCUCUUUAUAAACAUCCUGUGUUCUGAUUGUGACGAUGUUUUGUUCAUCCUAAUUAGUGCUGGGACUAUUUGCCUGCAAGAGUGAGGUUACUGAUCCUAGGUUGCAGCCUAUGGGUUUGGAUGACUGUACAAUCAAUGUUACACUGUGUCUAGUGAUGCAAUCCCACUGCCUUUAUAUCCCAUAAGUGGUAAUAUCACAUGAAAAUGGUUGUCUUAAUGCCAAUGAUCAUCUCAGUACACUGAACAAACAGUCCCUGCUUGACUGGGGGGGGGUGGGGGAGUUGUUGGGUGUGGCGGUCGUGUUUUUGAUGAUUUGGAAUCUCUGUCCUGGUGGAGAUAUUAAAUUAUUUCUGAAUCUGUUACAUUAUCUGAUGUAAUGUAAUGUGGAGAGCUUAUAUUGCAAAACAUCACAAAUUGAUUAAUAAAAAGCAA